Molecule: messenger RNA, 2248 nt
Organism: Bombyx mori (domestic silkworm)
Lineage: Eukaryota; Metazoa; Arthropoda; Insecta; Lepidoptera; Bombycidae
Exons: 6
Coding region: 32-808 (258 amino acids)
Biological process (GO): transmembrane transport
Cellular component (GO): membrane
Molecular function (GO): transmembrane transporter activity
Source: RefSeq, a predicted model, not a curated record
GUGAAAUCUAUGCGGCUAUACAAUGUGAAAUAUGUCAAUUAUUGGAACAAUUCAUGAAGAUGUAACUACGGACGUCCUUGGUAAAAUUGGGUCAUGGCAAUGGCUAGUUACUAUGGUUUCCGCUACAAUGUUAUUUACCGCCUUCUUUAAUCAACACGAAGACAUGUUCCUUCUUCAGCCGCCUAAUGCUUUGUGUGUAACAGAUAAAAUAGGAGUGUACAACAAUACGUUAUGUUCUGUGACCUAUUUUAAUAACAAAACCGAGAUAUUGAAGUGUAAAGAGUGGCAAAUCAAAGUAAUGGGUUUUAUCAACCUUGAGAAAACAUGGUUAAUUUUCUGUGAUCACAAAUUAACACUGAUUUCGGCAGCCUUAUUGAGCCGCUUAGGUUCAGCGCUUGGAUGCAUAAUUUAUGGUUUAAUUGCAGAUAGAUUUGGAAGAAAAAUUCCAAUAAUCAUAAAUGUAAUAUCCGAGAUUACACUUGGAGCGGUGCUUAUGUUUUGCGAUUCAAAAUUAUGGUCUUUCUUGUUUGUUUUUCUCAAAUCUUUAUUUGCAAGCGCCAAUAUUUACUUAAGUUUAGUUACUGUUUGCGAAAUUGCAAGCAAUGAAUGGCGCUCCCGUCUCUGCUUCAUAGUAGCAAUGCCACGAUUACUCGCCUACGUGUACAUGGUUCCUUUAACAAACAACCUUCCUAAUAUUGAAACUCAUAGCCUGAUCGGAAGCAUGCUGGGACUACUAUACCUAAUUUUACUCAGGGAUUCUUUGAAUUUUCAGAUGGUAUCCAGAAUCACCACAAUGGUUAUUGUUUAAUGGAAUGAUUCACAAAACAGAAAAGCUGUUAUUCAUGGCCGCAAAGAGGAAUGGCAUUAAACUAUGCAAUGAUUUUAAGAUAAAACCUGCAGACCACAAAGUACGUGCACUCGAUCCGGUAUAUCGUUAUAAUUCGAUGUCAUUUUUAUUACGUUCAGGGUAAUGGAAGUUAUACCCUUUGCAUCAAAGAAUGCAUGGUAUGUUUUGUCUCUUUUACGUAGGUACAGCGAGGGUUAAAUGAGCAAAAGUAAUUGUAAUGUGUCAAAUAUGGCAUAAUAAGACAAUAUAGUACCGCAAAAAUAUCAAAACACAUCGAAACUGUGAGAUCACCACACCAUUAUUUUUGCCUACCUAUCCGUCGGUAUUCUCAAGGGACUAUUCUGGCUUUACCUUAAGUGAUGGCGAACUCACAAGGCUCAGCCUGAGAGGUUUAUUAAUUUCUGCCUUAAUAAGAACAGUGCUUCGCUGAAUCUAUCACCGGGUCGGAAUCGCGAUCCACUGAGCAGAUCCAGCGAGAAACCGAAUGAGUGGUCUCUGUAGGUUAAGUUGCACGCUGAAGUGACUCUUAGAGUUUCAUUCGAAGAGUUUAACGAAAACGGUAACUAAUGCUUAGAAUGCCUAACAGACCUGAGAGGAUCCGAAAUCGUUCGAUCCGGCGGCUGUUCGUUGCCCCGUCCUCUGGGUCGGGUAUGUAAUUCAAGGCGGCCACGAUAAGAGGGUUAUCGUGGCGCGUCGCUUUCACGAUGAACAUCGCACUAUCCACCUUCGCGCGAGAGUUCGUCUUUACGACCUAGAACCAUAGCAUUCAUUUACUGAGCAUUCGUAAAGUUCAUUAAUCGCCACAGAGAUAUCAUCCGGCUCUAAAAUGAACUCUGUCCUCCGUGUUUUCCAGGCGUUAUGACAUAACAUACUUCAAAUCAAUAUUACAGAACAGAAUACUUAAUAGUAGGCAACGACCUAGUUGUACGUACACCUGUCUUUUAUGACCACACGUGACCAGUCGCGUAAGCUCAUCUGGCAAUGGCAAUUUAAAAAAAUAUUAAUAAGAACAUAUAUGAAUUAUAAACUUAAUUAAAUAUUAAAAUAUGAAUUAAAAUAAACAUACAUAUACUGCAAAGUACCUAAAAUAAGACGUGCAAAUCUAUGUAUAUUCACAUUCGGUCUGGAUGCAAAAGGCAAAAAUGUAAGAAAUUACAUCCAUGCUCGAUAGAUGGUGGUGUACAGAGUUUGUGACUUUACCGCUAGAUACGUAAGGAAGCAUGUUAAUUGACACCUCCAUGAUAAAGAUAAUACACAUAAAUACUUUACCGCAUAUUACAUGUCGAGAAAACAAACAAUUUGUAUUUAAUAAUUUGAUAUAGAUUAGUUAAUGUAUUUAUAAUUAUUCUCCAUUUUUAAACGUAUCAUGCUCAAUUAAAUUUCUUUACGAUCGAAACUCAA